Molecule: messenger RNA, 1017 nt
Organism: Geodia barretti
Lineage: Eukaryota; Metazoa; Porifera; Demospongiae; Tetractinellida; Geodiidae
Source: the annotation of a GenBank genome assembly
UUGAAGCUGAGCAUACUUGACCAGAGCCCGGUACACGGGACGGAGACGCCCACCGACGCCCUUGGCCGCACGAUCGAGCUGGCGCAGAGGGCCGAGGAGUGGGGGUACCACCGGUUCUGGGUGGCGGAGCACCACGGGUCGAACAGGGUGAUGGGGUCUUCGCCCGAAAUCCUGGUGUCGCACCUGCUGGCCCAUACGUCGCACAUCCGCGUUGGGUCAGGCGGGGUGAUGCUGCAGCACUACAGUCCGUACAAGGUGGCGGAGAACUUCAACGUGCUGGCCUCGCUGGCGCCUGGGCGUGUCGACCUGGGCAUCGGGCGCGGGCCGGGCGGGCUGCCCCGGUCGACGGCAGCGCUGCGGCGGGGGGACGGCGAGCCGACGAUGUCGCUGGCGGAGAAAUUGACCGAGUUGCGGCGGUUCCUGGCUGAUGAGCUCGGGCCGGAGCACCCGCUGCUUGGCCUGCAGGCCAGCCCGCUGGCCCCGGAGCCGCCGGACCUGUUCCUGCUAGGCACGACCCGCUCCAGCGGCGACAUGGCGGCGGAGCUGGCGAUGCCGUACGUUUUCGCGCUGUUCCUGAACAACGACGAGGACGAGAUGGCGGAGGCGGUGCGUCGCUACCAAGCGGGGUUUGAUCACGGCAACGGAGCUCAGCCGCGGACCAUGCUGGCGCUGCCGAUCAUUGUUGCGGAUACCGGAGAUGAGGCAGCCGAGCAUGCGGCGAAGAUCCAGGUGGUGCGGAUCAGGCUGGACAGCGGGCGCACCCUGACGGUGGGGAGCGUGGAUGCGGGUGAGGAGUUCGGGCGGCAGUCGGGAGAGGGGUACGAAAUUAUCGUCCGUCAGGCGGGGGUGGUCCACGGCGCUCCAGAUUCGGUGAGGACCCAGCUGCUGGACGUACAGCGAAAGUACGGGGCGGAUGAGAUAAUCGCGGUGACCGCCAUCGACAGCUUCGAGAAGCGGCUGCGGUCGUUCGAGCUGCUGGGCGGGCUGAUUGGGACCCUGAGCGGUGUUGGCAAAUAG